Molecule: messenger RNA, 786 nt
Organism: Symbiodinium sp. CCMP2592
Lineage: Eukaryota; Dinophyceae; Suessiales; Symbiodiniaceae
Source: the annotation of a GenBank genome assembly
AUGAACAAUGUUACGAUCACCAUCGAAGAUGAGCAUCCCUCGAGUUUCGCUGUGGCCCUGGUGCACACCCAGCCGAAAACCGCGGCACUGAUUGCGGAUGAGACGCCGGCAUGCGAGGAGGAGGAUGCUUUGCGAAGGGUUCGGAUGCUGUUGAAAGACACUUGGGGCAUCACGAUGGAGGAGUUCGAUCUUGGGCCGAAGCCCGAACCUCCUCCGGAGGAAGAACCAGAAGCGCCUCCGCAGCCCGAUGCUCCAAAGCUGGACGAGGAGGAUGAGGAGGUCACCUGCGUGCUCUCCAACAAGCUGAGGCUUCGCUGUCCGCUUUCCUUCGAGAGAGUGGACAUCCCUGUGAGGGGGGAGACCUGCAUGCAUUUGCAAUGCUUCGGCUUGGGUGCAUACCUGGAAUCGAACAUGAAGAUGAGGGCUUUGAACAACAGGUGGACCUGCCCUGUCUGCAGCAACAUUCUAAAGCCGCACGACCUUGUAGUAGACAAGUACGUGCAGAAGGUCUUGUCUGAGACGCCAGCUCAUGUUGAAGAGGUCAUCAUUGAGAAGGAUGGCUCGUACAGGAUCGUGGAGGAUGAGGAGGAUGCUGCUGGCAAGGAUGCCAGCAAAAACGAGACAGACAAUGCUGAACAAGUGGGCGCAAAUGACGCGCCGAUGGCAGAUGCAGAUCAGCAGGAUGGCAUCAAAAGACAAGGAACCGAUGAUGGGAUUGAGGUGCCUUUGUCCAAGCGCCAGCGAAGGCGGCAGAAGAUUUUGGAAGCACGCGGAGAACUUCCUCAU